AUGGCAACUUGAUAUCACCUUCUAUUUCAAGAUAGAGCUUCCCCUACUAUAGAGCAAAUAAUUUUUUUCCAUGAUCACACAAUAAUCAUCCUUACCCGAAUUACAACCCUAGUAGUAUACAUAAUAAUAAACACCAUAUAUAACUCUUUUACUAAUCGAGUUCUUUUAGAAGGUCAAGAAAUUGAAACAUUCUGAACCAUCAUCCCAGCACUCAUAUUAAUUUUCAUUGCCCUACCCUCUCUCCGGCUAUUAUAUCUUAUAGAUGAAAUUAACAACCCCACUCUAACAGUAAAAACUAUUGGUCACCAAUGAUACUGAUCAUACGAAUAUUCAGACUUCUCUUCCAUUGAAUUUGAUUCCUAUAUAAUUCCUGAAGCAGAAAGCUCCUUGUCCUCUUUUCGACUAUUAGACGUUACUAACCGUACAAUCCUUCUAAUAAGCACCCAAAUUCGAUUAAUAAUUACUGCUGCUGACGUCAUUCAUGCCUGAACAGUCCCAGUCCUAGGAAUAAAAAUUGAUGCAAUCCCAGGCCGUUUAAAUCAAUCCUCAAUUAUAAUUAAUCGUCCUGGCCUCUUCUUUGGACAAUGCUCAGAAAUUUGUAGAGCAAACCACAGCUUCAUACCAAUUGUUGUUGAAAGUGUUAACACCCCAUCCUUCGUCAAAUGAAUAUAUUCAAUAGUUGAAUUGCUAGGUGACUGAAAGAAAGUAAUGGUCUCUUAAACCAACACACAGUAGUUUUCGCCUACUCCCAGCGAAAAAGAUUAGUUAACCAAAUAACACCAGUUUGUCAAGCUGGAGUCACUGACUAAAGUAUCUUUUAAUUCCUCAAAUAGCCCCUCUUAAGUGAGCCAUAAUAACAAUUACAUUCUCCCUCUCACUUUUAGUUUCAAUGAUAAUCCUCUACUCAAACUUCAGCUCAAAAAUUCACCUGAAAAUGAUAACAAAUCUCUUUUCAAUUUUUGAUCCAUCUACAUCUCAAUCCAUCUCCCUUAACUGAAUUAGUACCUUCUUAAUUAUCCUAUUCACCCCUACCUCUAUUGAAUAAUUCCUUCCCGCCUUCAAAUCCUAAUUAUUAAUCUAUUCAGCACUCCUAAUAAAGAGCUCUCAAUUUUACUAUCAAAAUAAAAAAAACCUGGAAUAAUCUUCCUCCUAAUUUCCCUAUUUUGAUUAAUCUCAAUAAAUAACUCCUUAGGACUUCUACCACACAUCUUUACAUCCACAAGACACAUUAUAAUAACUAUCUCACUAGCCUUACCAAUCUGAAUAACAAUCAUAUUAUUUGGGUGAUUAACUAAUACUUCCCACAUAUUUGCUCACCUAGUCCGUCAAGGAACCGCACCAGCCCUAAUAGCAUUCAUAGUCUGCAUUGAAUCCAUUAGUAACCUAAUUCUUCUUACCCUUCUUAGAAAUAGAGCAGUUAUAUCCAGACAUUCCACUAUUUUAACCAUCUACAUUGCCCAAAUUGCACUUCUUUCCCUCGAAAUAGCAGUAGCACUAAUUCAAGCCUAUGUAUUUGUAGUUUUAUCAACACUAUACUCCACAGAAAUCCACUAAUGGCCAAACAUACACACCCAUUCCACAUAGUUGACCAAAGUCCAUGACCCCUUACUGGAGCUUUAAGAGCUCUUACCUUAACAACAGGGCUAAUUAAAUGAUUUCAUAAAAUAAAUCCCAACCUACUAAUUUUAGCGUUACUCAUAACUCUAAUAACAAUAAUCUAAUGAUGACGAGAUAUUAUCCGAGAAUCCACCUUCCAAGGAAAUCAAACCUCAGUAGUAAUUUUAGGACUGCGUUGAGGAACAAUUCUAUUCAUCAUCUUGGAAAUUCUAUUCUUCGUCUCAUUUUUCUGAGCAUUUUUUCAUAGAAGACUAUCACCAAGAAUUGAAUUAGGAUCCUCUUGACCUGCCUCAGGAAUCUCACCCUUCAAUCUUUUUCCAAUUCCUCUCCUUAAUACUGCAAUCUUACUAUCAUCAGGCGUUACCAUCAUUUGAGCUCACCACAGAAUUAUAGAAAAUAAUCACCCUCGAUCCCUACAAGUCCUCCUCCUCACUAUCAUUCUAGGCCUUUACUUUACUAGCCUACAAGCCUGAGAAUAUUGAGAAGCCCCAUUUUCUAUUGCAGACUCAGCCUACGGCACAACCUUCGUAGCCACAGGAUUUCACGGACUUCAUGUAAUCAUCAGCACAUCUAUUCUCUUUAUCUGCUUUCUUCGUCUUAUAUUUUUUCAUUUCUCUCCUAAACAUCACUCCGGAUUCGAAGCUGCCGCCUGAUACUGACAUUUCGUUGACGUAGUUUGACUCUUCCUCUUCAUCUCCAUCUACUGAUAAGGGUCUUA
Molecule: messenger RNA, 2335 nt
Organism: Limulus polyphemus (Atlantic horseshoe crab)
Lineage: Eukaryota; Metazoa; Arthropoda; Merostomata; Xiphosura; Limulidae
Product: cytochrome c oxidase subunit 2-like
Biological process (GO): ATP synthesis coupled electron transport
Cellular component (GO): membrane
Molecular function (GO): copper ion binding; cytochrome-c oxidase activity
Source: RefSeq, a predicted model, not a curated record